Cornus florida is the source of this 4256-nucleotide messenger RNA. RefSeq names its product DEAD-box ATP-dependent RNA helicase 42. Gene Ontology annotation, cellular component: nucleus. Bases 349 to 3939 code for a protein of 1196 amino acids. NCBI's taxonomy places the organism in Eukaryota, Viridiplantae, Streptophyta, Magnoliopsida, Cornales, Cornaceae. Gene Ontology annotation, molecular function: ATP binding; nucleic acid binding; RNA helicase activity. The transcript is spliced from 3 exons. Gene Ontology annotation, biological process: mRNA splicing, via spliceosome. The record is from RefSeq and is a predicted model, not a curated record.
CCCAUUUGGUUCGAGACAAAGAACUAGUAACUACUACUAUUUUUUUUCGACGUCCACGGAGAGAUUCUCCAGAGACAAAAGAGAAGCUCGAACCGGGCAAGUGAAAAACUAGGGUUUCUGAACUUCCUCCCUCCAUAUUCAUACGGAAAGCGGGCAAGGUUGUGGAAAUCUGGAAUAGCUGCUGCACACUUGCUGUUGCAAGAGGUGCUUCAGUUUUGGCUUUGGACCAGGGUGGAAAUUUGGGUCUGUUACAGCAAAUUCGUAUGUUCGUUAGCAUAAUAGUUUGAAAACAAAUUUUGGCAUUUAUACACACACUGGUGGUGGUUGUUUGGUUAGUUCGUAGCAGCAAUGGAAGAGUCCAAACACAAAUCUAAGAGGGAAGAUUCAGAAAGGGAGGAAGAACCGAAGAGGAGUCAUCGGGUUAAGGAGGAUGAGGAAGAGCCGAAGAGGAGUCAUCGAGACCGGGACAGGGAACGGAAUGGAGAGAGACACAGGGAGAAGGAAAAGGAGAGGGAUAGGGACCACCACCGUGCUUCUUCUGACAAGAAAGACAAGGAGAGUCGGCGAUCCGAGAGAGAGAAAAGCACCGAUGACAAGCACAGGGAGAAGGAGAAACACAAGGAUAGACACAGGGAAAGAGACAAGGACAGGCACCGGGUAAGGACUCGGGAUGAUGAAAGAGCGAGAAGUAGGACGAGAGACAAGGACAGGGAUGAUAGAGAUGGGGACGGGGAUAGAGAAGAUAGAGAGAAGGAGAUCAAAGAGAGGGCGAGGGAGAGGGAGAGGGAGAGGGAACGGGAGGAGAGAGACAGAGAAAGGGAGAAAGAGAAGGAGAGAGAAAGAGAGAGGGCAAGGGAGAGGGAGAGGGAGAAAGAGAAAGAGAAAGAGAGGGAGAGGGAGAGGGAGAAGGAGAGGGAGAGAGAAAGGGAGAAGAGGGAGCGUGAGCGAGAAGACAGGGAGAGGGAAAGAGAAAGGGAGAGGAAACGGGAAAAGGAGAAGCGUCGUCGAGAUGAUACUAGUGAUGAUGAUGAUGCCAGAGGACGUGAUAGAAAGGCCAGGAGGAGAGAGGAUGAUUAUAGGGAGAGAGAGCGUGAACGAAGCAGCAGGUCGAACAGGCACAGGGAUGGCAGUGAAGAUAGUGGCUCCCGAAAAAGGAGCGAGGAAGAAUUAUUGGAUAAGAAAGAGACAAGGACCCGAGAAGAGGAUUUAGAAGAAGAACAACGGAAAUUGGAUGAGGAGAUGGAAAAGCGAAGGAGGAGAGUUCAAGAAUGGCAAGAGUUGAGAAGAAAGAAAGAGGAAUCUGAGAGAGAAAAGCUUGGAGUAGCGAAUGCUGAUGAACCCAAAUCAGGCAAGACCUGGACCUUAGAAGGAGAAUCGGAUGAUGAAGAAGCGCCCCCUGAGGGCAAAUCUGAGAUGGAUAUGAACUUGGAUGAGGAUGCUAAACCUUCCGACGAGGCUGGUGAUCGCAUGGCAGUUGACUCAGAGAAUGGAGAUGCUGCACCUGCUUUGCGCAAUGUGGGUGAUGAUACUGCUGUAGAGGACGAUGAAAUUGAUCCACUAGAUGCUUUCAUGAACUCUAUGGUAUUGCCCGAAGUUGAGAAGCUAAACAAUGCUGUGCUUCCUUCUACCUCAGACGAAAAGAAUUCUGACUUGAAGAAUGGCAGUCGAAGUAAUGGAGAUCAACCUAAAAAAGGUUUAAAUAAAUCUAUAGGCAGAAUCAUUCCUGGUGAAGAUUCAGAUUCAGACUAUGGCGAUAUUGAGAAUGAUGAAGAUCCUCUUGAAGACGAAGAUGAUGAUGAAUUCAUGAAAAGGGUGAAGAAGACCAAAGCUGAAAAACUAUCACUAGUUGACCAUUCGAAGAUUGAUUAUGCCCCUUUCCGAAAAGAUUUCUAUACUGAAGUGAAGGAAAUCUCAAGGAUGACUUCUGAAGAGGUUGCUGCUUACAGAAAACAAUUGGAAUUGAAGAUACAUGGAAAGGAUGUGCCAAAGCCAGUUAGGACUUGGUACCAGACAGGAUUGACAAAUAAAAUUUUGGACACGAUAAAGAAGCUUAACUAUGAAAAGCCCAUGCCAAUUCAAGCUCAAGCAUUGCCAAUAAUUAUGAGCGGUCGUGACUGCAUAGGUAUUGGAAAGACUGGGUCCGGAAAAACACUAGCCUUUGUGCUACCAAUGUUGAGGCAUAUCAACGACCAGCAACCUUUGAUGUCUGGAGAUGGGCCUAUUGGGCUGAUAAUGGCACCUACAAGGGAGCUUGUUCAACAGAUCCACAGUGAUAUCAAGAAGUUCACAAAGGUAAUGGGUCUCAGCUGUGUGCCUGUAUAUGGAGGCUCUGGAGUUGCUCAACAAAUUAGUGAAUUAAAGCGUGGGGCUGAAAUUGUUGUCUGCACUCCAGGUAGGAUGAUUGACAUACUUUGUACGAGUGGUGGGAAAAUAACAAAUCUUCGAAGAGUCACUUAUUUGGUCAUGGAUGAAGCUGAUCGAAUGUUUGAUAUGGGUUUUGAACCCCAGAUCACUAGAAUUGUUCAGAAUACUCGACCAGACCGUCAAACCGUGCUCUUCUCUGCUACUUUCCCUCGCCAGGUUGAAAUUUUGGCACGGAAAGUGUUGAACAAACCUGUGGAAAUACAGGUUGGUGGGAGGAGUGUUGUGAACAGUGACAUAGCACAGUUAGUUGAGGUGAGACUCGAAAAUGAAAGGUUCUUAAGACUGUUAGAACUACUUGGAGAAUGGUAUGAAAAGGGAAAGAUUUUGAUAUUUGUCCACUCACAGGAGAAAUGUGAUGCAUUGUUCAGGGAUUUGCUCAAGCAUGGUUAUCCUUGCCUCUCACUUCAUGGUGCUAAGGAUCAGACAGAUCGUGAAUCCACCAUUUCUGAUUUCAAGAGUAAUGUUUGUAAUUUAUUGAUUGCUACAAGUAUUGCUGCCAGGGGUUUAGAUGUGAAGGAGCUUGAACUGGUGAUCAAUUUUGAUGUCCCAAACCACUAUGAAGACUAUGUCCAUCGUGUUGGUCGAACAGGCCGAGCUGGUCGGAAAGGCUGUGCUAUCACAUUUAUUUCGGAGGAAGAUGAGAGAUAUGCACCUGACCUUGUAAAAGCAUUGGAACUAUCAGAGCAAGUAGUUCCAGAUGACUUGAAAGCUCUCGCUGAUGGUUUCAUGGCGAAGGUGAAUCAGGGACUUGAGCAAGCCCAUGGAACUGGUUAUGGUGGAAGUGGUUUUAAAUUUAAUGAAGAGGAGGAUGAAGUGAGAAGAGCGGCAAAGAAAGCACAGGCAAAAGAGUACGGUUUUGAGGAGGACAAGUCAGAUUCAGAAGAUGAAGAUGAAGGGGUUCGAAAGGCAGGUGGCGACAUUUCUCAGCAAGCUGUCCUUGCUCAGGCAGCUGCACUUGCUGCUGCUUCCAAAGUGAGUAUGGCUUCGAUGUCAACGCCUGUCUCAGCUGCUCAACUGCUUCCGAAUGGCGGAUUAUCAGUUUCUCUGCCAGGUGUCCUUGGUCUAACAAUACCAGGAGCAGCAUCUGUUGUGCCUGGGACAACACUGCCCCUUGCUCCCAAUGAUGGGGCAGCUAGGGCAGCGGCAAUUGCAGCUGCAAUGAACUUGCAGCAUAACUUGGCAAAGAUUCAGGCUGAUGCUAUGCCUGAGCAUUAUGAAGCAGAGUUAGAGAUUAAUGAUUUUCCUCAAAAUGCUCGUUGGAAGGUGACACACAAGGAAACCCUGGGUCCUAUUUCUGAAUGGACUGGUGCUGCCAUUACAACUAGGGGACAGUAUUUUCCACCCGGUAAGAUCGCAGGACCAGGGGAACGCAAGCUCUACUUGUUCAUUGAGGGGCCUACUGAGCAAUCUGUGAAGAGAGCCAAAGCAGAAUUGAAGCGUGUGUUGGAGGAUAUUACAACCCAAGCCUCAUCACUUCCAGGUUCAGCCCAACCAGGCAGGUACUCGGUUGUGUAAGAACCAGGCUCGAGACACUGGAUGCCGAUGUUUCUUGCUCGGUUAUACUUAAGGUUGUUCAUUUUUUUCUCUAUUAUGGUUGAUCAUUGCUUUGGAGAUGCUUUAUCCUUUCUGGUGGAAUUUAAUUUGGAAGUUGUAACAGUAUCUAGUUUUUCUUUUUAAAAUGGGAAGCUCAUGGACAUGAGUUUUAUAUUGGAAAAUGAAUUAUGCCAGAUGUAGAAAUAGGAAGAUGAUUUCAAAGUCACUGUUUUGAAAUACUGAUAUGUUUUUUUUAUAGAUUAUAUGUAAUAAAAUGAACCUGUCGUCUCAUGAGCUUA